Bacillus rossius redtenbacheri is the source of this 2043-nucleotide messenger RNA. RefSeq names its product nuclear RNA export factor 1-like. Gene Ontology annotation, biological process: poly(A)+ mRNA export from nucleus. The coding region runs from base 150 to 1910 and encodes 586 amino acids. Gene Ontology annotation, cellular component: nucleus. The transcript has 13 exons. Lineage: Eukaryota; Metazoa; Arthropoda; Insecta; Phasmatodea; Bacillidae. Gene Ontology annotation, molecular function: protein binding; RNA binding. The record is from RefSeq and is a predicted model, not a curated record.
GGUUAUUUUAUCUAUGAAGUGUGGCAAUAUAUGAUUGUUUACUAAACAACAUUUUGUAACAUUUAAACAUCAACAUGUAUUCCUAAUUUUACAUAAUCUUACGUAUUAUUAGAAAUGCUACAAAAAUAUUAGAGCGUAAUAAUUGGAAAAUGGAUUCCAAAGUCAAACGUUUGAUAACCAAAAAAAUGGCCGUUUGCGACCGGUCAAAUCUCCGUGCUGUAGGUAUAACCGAUGGAAACAAAAAUUCUUCAUUGGUAGCAGUUGAGUAUGAAAAACCAGUAAAGAAUGCAGAGACUGCAAUGGUAACGAUUCCCGAAGAUCUGCUGGAAGACUCCGUGGUUAUAGAAUCAGCUUCACAGGCCUUGUCCAUUACCAUGGGCGCACCAUACUCACAAUUCAGGACAUUAAUGAGGAGUGAUUAUUGGCACAAAAUUACGGUGAUAGAUGGAGCUUCUUAUGAAAGUGACCUCGUUAUGAAACUCAUCAUGGAAACUGCAUCUCCAUUCAAUUUGAUCCCAAUCUUGUACGAGAAGAAAGGCAAGGAUGCCCAGUUCCUGGCGAGGAAUUGUGGUAGUGCCAUUGAAAAACUGUGUAGGAAUAAACUGGUUGUUAAAAAUCCACAUGGUCCUGAUUUUGCGAUUGUGAUCAAUCUCAAGUACGCAAUGGGCGACCAGAUAAAACUGAACAUGCAAGCUAGUUUCACGAAAGCUCUGCAAGACAGGUUUGAUUACGAAAAGAAAUCGUUGGAUCUCCGCAGUUUUCACAAACACCCACAUCUAGCAAACUUGGUGUUCUGCCCUCUGAGUCAGCAAAAAAUACUGCACUAUAUCUUGAUGAUGGCCAAGAAGCAGUUUGAGACAAACAUCGUUGAACUCAAUCUUGCCAACAACGACAUAGAGGACAUUCGAUCGUUGGAAAUGUUGCCUUCCAUCCAGCACCUAGACCUUAGGAACAACGGUAUUGAUGACAUUAGCAGACUGGAACCGCUGCAAAGGCUGAACAUACUUACCUUAUGGCUGGAUGGCAAUCCUGUGUGCGAGAAUUACGACACACAUGCACCAUAUAUAAAGGAUGUGAAAAACUAUAUGAAGACAUUAAAAAGGCUGGACGGCGUCCUCUUGGGUAAGCCAGGCUUCCCCGUGUACCAGCGCAACUUCCUAGUUGACCUGAGCAAGCACGCUGUGGUGGACCACUUCCUGGGGCACUACUUCAACCUGUACGACAGCGGCAGUCGCCUCAGGAUGAAGGGCUUGUAUCACAGGAACGCCCUCUUCUCCAUGACGGCCGCGUACCUGCCUGGCCAGAAGACCUCCAGCACGGCCAGGUUGACCCAGUACAUGAUAUCAAGUAGAAACCUUCUGAAACUAUCAGAUUAUUCCAAAGCGUAUUCUUCCAUCGAGUAUGGAGAGGACAACAUACUGGCCAUGAUACAACGCCUGCCACCUUCAGAUCACGAUCCUUACUCCUUCACAGUCGACACCGCUUAUGUCAAGGACAACAUGUUGACUAUUUAUGUAUGCGGUGUAUUCAGAGAACCAGCUACGACCAUGGAACCUUUGAUUCGCUCCUUCAGUCGAACAUUCGUGUUGCUGGAAGUGAAGCCAAAUGAAUUUCAAGUUGUAAAUGAGAUGUUGCAUGUUGUCAAUGCGACAACUGCCCAGGUUAUGGAAUCGUUCAAAUACAAGCGCCCUCCCAUCGUUGUGCAGAGCAUCGCUCGCAAUGCUGCUCAGAAUCUGACAGAGGUUGACAAAUCACAACUGGUUGGUAUUCUUUCUGAUGUCACAGAGAUGAAUCGUCAGUGGAGCAGAAAGUGCCUUGAAGAGGCAUACUGGGACAUCAAGGAUGCACUGAUAUCGUUCACUGAACUAUACAAGAGAGGACGUGUACCUGCAGAAGCAUUUGUGAAGUAGUGGUUCCAAAUGUUUAAUUCCAAAUACUUUUGUUAAAUUUAUUUAUAUGUAUGUUUAUUUGUGUAAUGUAGUGGUAUUUGCUUACAUCAUUUUACAUUAUUUGUAUGAAAACUAAAAAUAAAAGAAAAAAAUA